Messenger RNA from Sesamum indicum (sesame), 452 nucleotides. It is a transcript of the gene TIM9, whose product is annotated as Tim10/DDP family zinc finger protein. The record is from RefSeq and is a predicted model, not a curated record. Lineage: Eukaryota; Viridiplantae; Streptophyta; Magnoliopsida; Lamiales; Pedaliaceae.
GGAUGUCCGCCAUGAUCGACCAGCUCCAAAUCCGCGACAGUUUAAGGAUGUAUAAUUCCCUGGUGGAAAGAUGCUUCACUGAUUGUGUGGACACUUUUCGGCGCAAAACUCUAGACAAACAAGAGGAGACGUGCGUUCGGAGAUGUGCUGAGAAGUUCCUGAAGCAUUCGAUGCGUGUUGGCAUGAGAUUUGCAGAGCUGAACCAAGGUGCUGCAACACAAGAUUAACUUGCAUUUCACCUACAACAGCAUUCUAGGAGACUUAAUUAUGCUCUUGUGGGAGCAAUCUUCAGUUUUGUGAUGUUCACUCUGUGAUAUUACCAUUAUUUAGGGAUCCUUUGAAGUUCAAGAUUUUAUUUGGUUUUUGUAUUGCAGACUGAAAAAUAAGAUGAAUAUUGCUCCUUUCUACUCUUUUGGCCAUGCUUAUAUAUAAGAUCUUUUAAGUUCAUUCCA